Molecule: messenger RNA, 2793 nt
Organism: Pelobates fuscus (common spadefoot toad)
Lineage: Eukaryota; Metazoa; Chordata; Amphibia; Anura; Pelobatidae
Gene: ELOVL1
Product: ELOVL fatty acid elongase 1
Exons: 8
Coding region: 128-1000 (290 amino acids)
Biological process (GO): sphingolipid biosynthetic process; very long-chain fatty acid biosynthetic process; fatty acid elongation, monounsaturated fatty acid
Cellular component (GO): endoplasmic reticulum; endoplasmic reticulum membrane
Molecular function (GO): fatty acid elongase activity
Source: RefSeq, a predicted model, not a curated record
ACCCAGGGGUGGGGUUACCCAGAUCUCCCUCUUUUUCUCCUUCCUUCCAACUCUUUCACGUUCUGUCUAUCAGCUCAGGAGGGUCCGGAUCCCCCAUCACAGCAACAGGUUGUGAUCCGUUCGGAAGAUGGAGGCUGUAAUCUCACAAUGGGUGCAGAAAUACCACGAUUUCAUGAAGGGAGCAGACGAGCGAAUCUAUCCUUACCUUUUGAUGCAGUCGCCAUUCCUCCCUGCAGCCAUCCUCCUGAGUUAUGUCUACUUUGUACUGUCUCUUGGGCCACGGAUCAUGGCAAAUCGGAAGCCAUUUGACCUUAAGCCAUUAAUGGUUGUGUAUAACUUUGCCCUCGUGGGUCUUUCGGCAUUUAUUGUUUAUGAGUUCCUCAUGUCGGGCUGGCUAACUGGCUACACUUGGCGUUGUGACCCUGUGGAUGAGUCUGAUAGCCCGAUGGCUCUUCGGAUGAUACGAGUAGCUUGGCUUUUCCUCUUUUCAAAGUUCAUUGAACUCCUGGACACGGUUUUCUUUGUUUUGAGAAAGAAGAAUGGUCAGAUCACAUUCCUGCACAUCUUCCAUCAUUCUGUUCUACCCUGGAGCUGGUGGUGGGGAGUCAAGUUUGGUCCAGGUGGCAUGGGGUCCUUCCACGCCAUGAUUAAUUCUCUUGUUCACGUCAUCAUGUACUUCUACUACGGAUUGUCUGCUGCAGGUCCACGGUUCCAGAAGUAUCUUUGGUGGAAGAAGCACAUGACUGCCAUCCAACUGAUUCAGUUCGUGCUGGUCUCCAUUCACAUUUCCCAGUAUUACUUCAUGGACAGUUGUGGCUAUCAAUUCCCCAUCUUCAUUCACCUCAUCUGGAUAUACGGCACAGUCUUCUUCAUCCUGUUUUCCAAUUUCUGGUACCAGGCAUACACAAAAGGAAGACGUCUGCCCAAGAGUAGCACAACAGCCAAUGGAGCCCUCCACCAGAAUGGUGUGGCCAGGAAUGGUAAAACCAAACAAAACUAGAUCCGAUGAAGACUCUAACGUGCAGUGUACCAAAACAUGCGCACAUGCAUAGCAGGUGCAAAAAGGGUUAAGAACAUCACAUCUCUUUUCUAAAACCCAGAGAAACCAAGCUGGUUGGUUGAUACAAGCUGCUCAACUGGUUUCCAAAUGCAUCUGGGGCUUACACCAGCCAAAUUAAGUGCCUAAAGACUUCAUUCAGACACCAAAUGUCUGAACCCCAGCCACCCUGUGUUCCUCUUGCAGCUAUAUUUACCCAUUCUACUACAUCCAACCACUCCUGGGUAUGUGAAGAACCCACCUCACAUAAAUGUUUUUUUUUGGUCCUACUCGGUCCCAUCACAGUAAUGGAGAACUCCGAUUCUGAUUGCAUCACAUUCCAGUAUACCUCCCUUUUACCAGGAGAACUGCCUGGGUCCAAUUCCUCAUUAACUCCAGUCUGUCCUUUUCUUCGGUUUUUGCACUGGGAAUUUUCUGGUCGUUGGGAGAUCUGUCAAGGAGUUGUAACAGCUACAGGAAUUCUGAAAUACUUGAAUACGGAAUGUGUGCUUCUCUACAUAUUGCUACUUGUUGGCUUUCAUUGAGAUUGUCUGUCUAUUGCCACUUAUGUCAUGGCGAUAAACCUUAAUGUACACUCCCCUGCCAUCAUUGUCCCAUCCAUACUAACUUCUGCCACCCGUGUCACCCGUUUUAACAUACUGUAGAGCUUGCAGAUCUGAUGGCCAGCCCACAACAAAUUACUGUUUGAUGUGUCCGUGGCGGCACGCAGGCAAGUUAGCAUCAGAAUACCAAGUGAAUUGUGCUAUUCCUUGCCCUGUAUAAGACACCUUUUAUUGUAUUUUGAAAUGUGAUGCUGAGACGUGUGACUGCUGGGACUGGAGAUGUAGACCAUGGAUUGGACAGUGCUGCGUAGAACCCGGAACUCUCUGUAUCUAGACCCUGCAAGUCUGCCAGAAUCUAUUUAUCAAUUUUGUGUUCUUUUGUGCUAAUAAAAGAAGAUUAUUUCUUGUUGGACAUCUGGAAGGUAGUUCUUAGCCAAAAUCCCUUUUUAGGGGCGCAGCUUGGCCUGGAUGGGUUGUAUAAUGUAUAUUUAAACUAUCUGACAAUGAUCUCAUUCUGACACGGUGGUUGCAUUUUUAGAAUUAUCCCAGAUUUGUGAGCCUUUGGCUGUUUAGAGUGUACCCUCAUUAUUAUUUGGCCUCUGACUGAUUAUGAGAUUAUAGUCUAACAGCGACUCACCGUUAAAUUCUAGCCAAAGAAAUUAAUAGGCCAUGUGCCUGCUUCAAAUAAGUUGGGAUUCUUCCCUAAAUGGUGUUUGGACUGUGUUUUUGGGAUGAAAUUUUUUUUUUUUUAUUUAAAGUCGACUUUCUCCAAAUCUCCAUUUCGUAAAUACCCCCUUAGUGUUCACGGCCAAGCUGCCUGUCCUAUGAUAAACAGUCACAUUUUGUCCUAAGCAACUACGUUUUCUUUGUGUUUGUAAAUAACCAUUAACUUAUGUUAAUUUUUACUUUUAAUUCAAGUACAGUGUAUUUAAGACCUGAAAUCUGAUGUUGAUGUGCGUGACCUGAUCUCCGCAGUUUAAAUACUAGUGAUGAACUUCUGUGUAAUAAGCUCGUGAAGAAAGUUCACCAUACUGUGCACUAUUAAAGAGGUGCUUUAUCUUUAAAAACAAAAUCCCCUCUGGGUUAAUUGGAGCAGAGGAAAAUCACACAAUGUGCCUUAAUGUACUGUCUUAUUUCAUUUCUAAACUGUAUCCCAAGUCACCUUGUACUGUUAUUAAAGCUUCUUCCACCCUC